UUCAUCUUCAUCGAUUCCUCUUGAUUGUAUUUUUCCAACGAUCGUUUGCCGGAUUUUCAGCGUCGUUCUCGUUGGUAGAUCCAUCAACAUCGGCCGCCGGAGCUUCAGCGUCGACCGCCGGAUCUUCAGCAUCGGACGCCGGAACUUGAGAAGACGGAGGACAACACCCACAAUCUGCAGAAAUUGUAGAAACAAAGGUGUUUUCACCGGAGCUCUCAUCGUGAAGCUCACCGCCGGGCCACAGUGAGGUGGAUGCUAAGAAUUCCAAAUUCGUGCAGGAGCAUAACAGGUGCAUCGAUCUUGAAGUUCAGUAGCCAUGGCGGAUUCUGAUUCCUCUCAUGGUGGUGUAGAACACAAGAACUUCCGUCAGAUCAGCCGGGAUCGUUUACUUCAUGAAAUGCUUCAAUCAACCAAGAUGAAGGACUCUAAAACUUCGUGGAAGGUACUCAUCAUGGACAAAGUGACUUUAAAAAUCAUGUCUUAUGCUUGCAAGAUGGCAGAUAUCACUGAUCAAGGAAUUUCCUUGGUGGAGGACCUUUUCAAGAGAAGACAACCAUUACCUUCAAUGGAUGCCAUAUAUUUUAUCCAACCAUCAAAAGAAAAUGUAGUGAUGUUCUUAUCUGACAUGUCAGGAAGAUGCCCUUUGUACAAAAGGGCAUUUGUAUUCUUUUGUUCAACCGUACCUAAAGAAUUUGUGGCUCACAUCAAGAAUGACAUGAGUGUAAUACCUCGUAUUGGUGCACUGAGUGAGAUGAAUAUGGAAUACUUUGCCAUUGAUAGUCAGGGAUUUAUCACUGAUCAAGACAUGGCCCUGGAGGAGUUGUUUGCAGUAAAUGCAGAAAAAUCAAGCCAGUAUAAUACUUGUUUAAGUACAAUGGCUUCCCGCAUUGCCACUGUGUUUGCUUCAUUAAGGGAAUUUCCUUAUGUGAGAUAUCGUGCUUCCAAGUCAGCUUUGGAUUCUUCUUCCAUGACAACACCUCAUGAUUUACUGCCAACAAAGCUUGCUGCUGAAGUUUGGAAUUGCCUCUCUAAAUACAAAAGCACAGUUCCUAAUUUUCCCCAGAAAGAGACAUGUGACUUGCUCAUUGUAGACCGUUCAAUAGACCAGAUUGCUCCUGUCAUUCAUGAAUGGACCUAUGAUGCAAUGUGCCACGAUUUGCUAAACAUGGAUGGAAACAAAUAUGUGCAGGAGAUUCCAAGCAAAACAGGAUCAGAAGCAGAGAAGAAGGAAGUCCUUUUGGAAGAUCAUGAUCCUGUUUGGCUUGAGCUACGACAUGCACAUAUUGCUGAUGCUAGUGAAAGACUACAUGAUAAAAUGACCCACUUCAUGUCAAAUAAUAAAGCAGCACAAAUUCACCAAGCUUCAAGAGGUGGUGGUGAACUCUCCACGAAGGAUUUACAAAAGAUGGUUCAAGCUUUACCACAGUACAGCGAACAAAUGGAUAAGUUAUCCCUUCAUGUUGAGAUUGCAGGCAAAAUCAACAAAAUGAUUAGAGAGCUGGAUCUUCGAGAACUUGGUCAGCUAGAGCAAGAUUUAGUCUUUGGUGACACUGGGGCAAAAGAAGUGAUUAGUUUUUUGAGGACAAAGCAGAAUUUAACUCCUGAAAGCAAACUAAGGCUAUUAAUGAUUUAUGCUUCUGUCUAUCCUGAAAAGUUUGAAGGUGACAAAGGGGACAAGUUGAUGCAGUUGGCAAGAUUAUCACGUGAUGAUAUGAAUGCUGUUAAUAACGUGAGACACAUGGGAGGGUCAGAUGGUAAGAAGACAUCAGGAGUUUUCUCUCUCAAAUUUGAUGCUCAGAAGAAGAAGCAUGCUGCGAGGAAAGAACGAAAUGAUGAAGAAGAAACAUGGCAGCUAUCACGAUUUUACCCAAUGAUAGAGGAGUUGAUUGAGAAACUUAACAAAGGUGAACUACCAGAGAAAGAGUUUCCAUGCAUGAAUGAGCCAAGGCCAACAAUAUGUCAUGGAACCUCAGCUGCCAGUGGUCCACCAGCCCCACCGUCUUCAUCUCAGGCUGCCCACUCUGUGAGAUCUAGGAGGACUGCCACCUGGGCUAAACCUCGUAAUUCUGAUGAUGGGCUUUCCAGUGAUUCAGUACUGAAGCAUGCAUCUAGUGAUUUUAAAAAGAUGGGGCAGCGUGUUUUUGUUUUUAUCAUUGGUGGAGCUACUCGAUCUGAGCUUCGUGUGGUUCACAAGCUAACGACAAAGUUGAGAAGGGAAAUCAUCCUUGGCUCAUCUAGUUUAGAUGAUCCUCCUCAGUUCAUAUCAAAAUUGAAGCUGCUGAAUGCUCAAACACUGUCCUUUGGAUGACCUUCACAUUUAAUCCAUUCACUGGCAAAUUCAAUAGCAUGAAUUCCCUGUUCAGUUGGUUCUCAGCACAGGUAUUCUCCGUUUUGAUUAUUAUUUUUGAUAACUCUUUUUUUUUUUCCCUACAUCUUAUGAGUCAGAUGCAAGUGAUUUUUCAUUAUCAAAAGCAGUUGCUAUACUGCUUUUAAGUUGUGUAACUUAGGUCCCCAAUGAAAUUGUUAAGUGAUAUGUAAAGCAUUUUGAUUCUGAGCUUGUUGUCUGAAUUUGUAAGGAGAUGUUUUGAUAUAAUAUUUAUAUAUGCCUUAACAUGAGCUAGCCCUUUGCUAAAAGAGCUUUGGAAUCAUUGGUGGUUUUUUGAA
This is a messenger RNA of Dioscorea cayenensis subsp. rotundata (Guinea yam), 2664 nucleotides long. Its product is annotated as SNARE-interacting protein KEULE-like. The transcript is spliced from 23 exons. Lineage: Eukaryota; Viridiplantae; Streptophyta; Magnoliopsida; Dioscoreales; Dioscoreaceae. Bases 317 to 2308 code for a protein of 663 amino acids. Gene Ontology annotation, molecular function: syntaxin binding. Gene Ontology annotation, cellular component: secretory granule; plasma membrane. Gene Ontology annotation, biological process: intracellular protein transport; vesicle-mediated transport. The record is from RefSeq and is a predicted model, not a curated record.